Messenger RNA from Doryrhamphus excisus (bluestripe pipefish), 2538 nucleotides. RefSeq names its product regulator of chromosome condensation (RCC1) and BTB (POZ) domain containing protein 1 (gene rcbtb1). Gene Ontology annotation, molecular function: protein binding. The record is from RefSeq and is a predicted model, not a curated record. NCBI's taxonomy places the organism in Eukaryota, Metazoa, Chordata, Actinopteri, Syngnathiformes, Syngnathidae.
GCUUUGGCUGAGUCGUCACGUGACUUCCGCAUAGCCAGAGGGGGGGCUUGGAAAUCAGUUGAGUUUUCUUCCAGCCGCGGUAAACAUGGCAUGAAGUCAUGAUGAGUGACAUGUAGAGCCGCUCCACAACAGCUGACAUGCCCAUUUAAAAAAGCACCGUCAGCCUUCACCACCACCUGACCGGCUGUCCUCCAUUCCUUGGCUUUGCUUCGAGGGUCCUACUUACCCGCCCUGCCGCUCUGUUCCACUGCCAGCUUCUAAGAACAUAAAAUGGUGGACGUCACCAAAUGGCCUCUCUUCAGCCUGAUGUCGCCCCAGGAGCUGGCCUCCAUCUGGAAAGCGUGCGUGUUUGGAGCGUCUGCCAACGAGGCCAUCUUCAUCACCGGUGAUGAUGAGGUGUAUGUUUUUGGACUCAACUGCAGUAACUGCCUCGGCACUGGAGACAGCCAAAGCACCAUCGUACCAAAGAAGCUGGACUUCCUGAGUGGCAGGAAGGUGGUCAGCAUGAGCUACGGCAGCGGGCCGCACGUCCUCCUGGCCACUGAGGACGGCGAGCUCUUCGCCUGGGGACACAAUGGCUACAGCCAGCUGGGCAAUGGGACCACCAACCAAGGGGUGGCGCCGGUGCUCGUGUCAGCCAGCCUGCUCAACAAGAAGGUCACAGAGGUAGCCUGCGGCUCCCACCACUCCAUGGCUCUCACCGACUCUGGAGAGGUGUACGCGUGGGGUUACAACAACUGUGGCCAAGUGGGUUCUGGUUCCACAGCCAACCAGCCCCACCCACGCCGAGUUUCCAGCCUCCUUCAGAACAAAGUGGCUGUCAGCAUCGUGUGUGGACAGACCUCCUCCAUGGCGGUGGUGGACAAUGGAGAGGUGUUUGGUUGGGGCUACAACGGCAACGGACAGCUUGGACUUGGAAAUAACGGGAACCAGCUCACACCGUGUCGACUCAUUGGUCUCAUGGGUUUGUGUGUGCAACAAAUUGUGUGUGGUUACACACAUUCACUAGCACUGACCGAUGAAGGCUUCCUCUACGCCUGGGGGGCCAACACGUAUGGACAACUGGGCACGGGGAACAAGAGCAACCAGCUGAGUCCGGUUCAGAUCAUGACUGACAAAGAGAGGAUCGUGGAGGUGGCCGCCUGUCACUCCACACACACGUCGGCCGCAAAGACCCAGAGCGGCCAGGUGUACAUGUGGGGCCAAUGCAGGGGCCAAUCCAUACUGCUGCCCCACCUCACGCAUUUCACCUGCACUGAUGACGUCUUUGCCUGCUUUGCCACGCCCUCUGUGAUGUGGAGGCUUCUGACCAUGGAGUAUGAUGACUUCCUGACGGUGGCUCAGUCUCUGAAGAAGGAGUUUGACAACCCAGAGACGGCUGACCUCAAGUUCUGCGUUGAUGGCAAAUACAUCUACGUACACAAAGCAGUCCUCAAGAUCAGGUGUGAACACUUCCGCUCCAUGUUCCAGUCGCACUGGAACGAAGACACGAAGGAGGUGAUAGAGAUCGACCAGUUCUCCUUCCCAGUGUACCGCUCCUUUCUGGAGUUCCUCUACACGGACAACGUGGAGCUGCCUCCAGAGGACGCCAUCGGCCUGCUGGACCUCGCCACCUCCUACUGCGAGAACCGCCUGAAGCGUCUAUGCCAGCACAUCAUCAAGAGGGGCAUCACGGUGGAGAACGCCUUCACCCUGCUGUCUGCCGCCGUUCGCUACGACGCCGAGGACCUGGAGGAGUUCUGCUUCAAAUUCUGCGUGAACCACCUGACCCAGGUGACCCAGACGGCGGCUUUCUGGCAGAUUGACGGCAACCUGCUCAAAGACUUCAUAUGUCGAGCGAGUCGCUGCGGCGCCUUCAAGAAUUGAUCUGGAGCUAUACAUCAACGAUGCGUUCAGGGACACCACGCCCCUCCCAUUUCUAAAGACUUGAAUGUUGCAAUAUUUGCUGACCAACUUAUUUAAGUUUUUGCACUUUUUAAAAAAACACUUUUAUUCUCUAAACACAACGUCUACAGGCGCCACCUGGAAGUAACAGCUUUGUUAUUAUUACUAUUAUUAUUAUUAGCAUUAUUAGCACUUAUGCCUCCAUAGCUGCUCUGACGAUUGGACCUCAGGUUACCAGACACAUUCAGUCUGUUACAGGAGUAGACAUUUGCUUUGUGCGACUAGACUACAAAGCUUUUUUUUUUUUUUUUUUCUAAUGUUGGAACUGAACUCGUGACAUUUUAGGGAGAUUUUUCUCCAUUGAUUCAGUCUGACAUCUUUUGUAAUAAUGACUUAUUUCCAGCUGCACUCCUGCUGUGACACUUUCAUUCCAGUGGAGACUCGUCUUUAAAUCCACUAACUUGUCUUUUUAAAAGGCAGAAAUAAGCAACAGGUCAGAAUGCCAGUUUCAUUUCAUUGGAUUAGCAAAACAAGGACAGUCCUGGGAGUACUCUGAAGUGCCAGUUUGACCACUUUCUGACCUCUGUAUGAAAAUGUCAUUUAAAAUGAAUAAUAAAAGACUCACGUUGAUUGAGUCAGACAUCUUUGUACCUC